GCGGGCGGAGAGGGCAGGGAGCUGGGAUUUCGCGGGGCACAGUGAGGCCGGGCAUGUAGGCAGGUGGGACUUGAGCGUGCCCUGCUGUCUCCUGCUCCGUGUUUGUGUGAGGCAGCGCCUCCUCUGCCCUGCCAGGGACAAUGGCGUCUCUUGGCCACAUCUUGGUUUUCUGUGUGGGUCUCCUCACCAUGGCCAAGGCAGAAAGUCCAAAGGAACACGACCCGUUCACUUAUGACUACCAGUCCCUGCAGAUCGGAGGCCUAGUCAUCGCCGGGAUCCUCUUCAUCCUGGGCAUCCUCAUCGUGCUGAGCAGAAGAUGCCGGUGCAAGUUCAACCAGCAGCAGAGGACUGGGGAACCCGAUGAAGAGGAGGGAACUUUCCGCAGCUCCAUCCGCCGUCUGUCCACCCGCAGGCGGUAGAAAUUGCGCGAUGGAAUCCGGCCAGGACUCCCCUGGCAACUGACGUCUGCCACGCUCCACCUGCGCGCCCACCGCCCCCUCCGCCGCCCCUUCCCCAGCCCUGCCCCCGCAGACUACCCCUGCCGCCCAGACUUCCAAUAAAACGCGCUUUCCUCUCGA
Molecule: messenger RNA, 578 nt
Organism: Symphalangus syndactylus (siamang)
Lineage: Eukaryota; Metazoa; Chordata; Mammalia; Primates; Hylobatidae
Gene: FXYD1
Product: FXYD domain containing ion transport regulator 1
Biological process (GO): monoatomic ion transport; regulation of sodium ion transmembrane transporter activity
Cellular component (GO): membrane
Molecular function (GO): sodium channel regulator activity
Source: RefSeq, a predicted model, not a curated record